AUGCCUGGGACUCAUUCCCCCAAGCUUGGGCCCUGGGGCAACUUCUGGGCCACCAUGACCUUGCUGGGCCUAGCUGUGCAUGCAGCCCAGAAAGCACACGUCGCUGGUGAAGCAGCAGAUGCCUCUAUUAACCACUCUUUGACAAUGCUCCAGCGCUUGCGGGAGUUACAACAGCUGGGCAAUGAGAGUGACACAGUGUUGCGGGUGCAAGCUGAAGGUACAGAUGAAGUCCACAUCUUCCACACUCACCGGCUGCUCCUGGGCCUGCAGAGUGAGGUCUUCCAGGGACUGCUGUACAACCAAAGUGAAGUGACGUUGCAGGAGCCCAGGGACUGUGCUGCUGUCUUUGACAAAUUUAUCAGGUAUCUGUACUGUGGGGAGCUAUCCCUCCUGAUGUCUCAGGCCAUCCCCCUGCACACAUUGGCCAGCAAAUAUGGUGUGACUUCUCUACAGCAGGGCAUAGCUGAGUACAUGAAGUCACACCUUGCGGGAGAGAUGGGGGGUCCUGGCCCAGCUGUGGGUUGGUACCACUAUGCAGCACGAACAGGCAAUGAAGACCUCAGGGAGAGUUGCCUCCAGUUCCUAGCUUGGAACCUGUCGGCUGUGGUGGGGAGCUCUGAGUGGGGGGAAGUGACCCCAGAGCUCUUGGCCCAACUGCUAGACCGCUCUGACCUGGUGCUCCAGGAUGAAUUGGAGCUCUUCCAGGCCCUGGAAGUCUGGCUGGGCCGGGCCCGCCCUCCCACACCUGUGGCCGAGCAGGCACUUAGGGCCAUUCGCUACCCCAUGAUCCCGCCUGCCCAGCUGUUCCAGCUGCAGGCCCAGUCACCAGCCCUGGCUCGCCAUGGAGAGGCUGUGGGGGAUCUCCUCCUACAGGCCUACCAGUUCCAUUCAGCCUCUCCCCUCCACUAUGCCAAAUUCUUUGAUGUCAAUGGCAGUGCUUUCUUGCCUCGCAACUACCUCUCUCCAGCUUGGGGGGCCCUGUGGGUCAUCAGCAACCCUGCCCGAGAUGACCGGAGCACAAGCUUCCAGACACAGCUGGGCCCCAGCGGGCACGAUGCAGGCAGGCGGGUGACGUGGAACGUCCUCUUCUCCCCACGCUGGCUGCCCAUCAGUCUGCGGCCUGUCUAUGCCGAUACCGCUGGGGCUGCCCUGCCGGCUGCACGCCCCGAGGAUGGGCGGCCCCGACUGGUUGUGACUCCAGCCAGCAUCAGUGGGGAUGCCGCCGGCGUGAGCUUCCAGAAGACAGUAUUGGUCGGAGCUCGACAGCAGGGGCGGCUCCUGAUACGCCAUGCUUACAGCUUCCACCAGAGCAGUGAUGAGUCUGGGGACUUCUUGGCCCACACCGAUCUGCAACGGCGCAACUCUGAGUACUUGGUGGAGAACGCCCUUCACCUGCAUCUCAUUAUCAAGCCCAUCUACCACAGCCUCAUUCGGACCCACAAAUAG
Molecule: messenger RNA, 1446 nt
Organism: Trichosurus vulpecula (common brushtail)
Lineage: Eukaryota; Metazoa; Chordata; Mammalia; Diprotodontia; Phalangeridae
Gene: BTBD17
Product: BTB domain containing 17
Exons: 3
Coding region: 1-1446 (481 amino acids)
Molecular function (GO): protein binding
Source: RefSeq, a predicted model, not a curated record